ACUUUCCCUCCACUCAUGGAGGACAGCGUGCAGACGGCACUAAAAAAGCUCAGAAUUCACCAUGAAACACUCACCUCUACUACUUCAAAUUCUCAACCUCUCCCAUUCGAGCUCGUUGAUCAUAUUUUUGACUUGUACAUCAAGACCAGCUCGCCACACAUUGGCUGCCCGCCUCGUCGUGAUGGAAAAAUCAUCUCUCGAGAUCCGGGACCCCUUCUCCUCGCCAGCGUUUGUCGGGUAUGGCGGCGAAGGUGUCUUUUGCGACCCGCCUUAUGGUCGAAGCUCACUGUCUAUUCUCGCAAAAACGCCCCCAAACGCGACUACGAGCUUUCUACCAUCGUCUCCAUCUGGCUGCGUCGCGCACAGGACCAUCCUCUCAACCUUGCCCUCCAUCUCAACUCAGUUUUCACCGCUUCUGUGAAAACUGCCGCCACAGUUUUCGCCAUCCUACCGCACUUAGCAAAACAGAUAGAAACACUUGCUAUUACAAUUGACCGACGCACUGUCGACCAUUUCUACCGUGAAAUUUCGUUUCCGAUGUUGAAAGACUUCUCGUUGAUAAUAGACGAGGCCCAGCAUGAAGACGAAGAUGCCCUCCAUGAAUCGGCCCUUCUUGAUAACCUCAUCGCUCCUCAACUCACUUCAGCACGUUUGAUCCAUGCCUCUACGGAUUGGAUCACUCUUCCAUGGAGUCAAAUCACAAAAUUCGAGGCAGUCUACCGGGAGUUGUAUGAGAUCUCGCCACUGCUCGAACAAAUGCCAUUGUUGCAAGAAUUAGACUUUACUCUCAGACGCUCCGGCUUUUCUUCGGUGUAUCAUCAACCGGAUGUCGCUGGAAGGCUAAUCCCGAUGCCUGCCUUGCGCAUACUUCGACUUCAUUAUGCAUUGCCCCUCAUUCCCCGUCUUACGCUUCCUGCCCUCACGACACUCGAAAUUGAAAAUAUGGAAGAGUCAGAUAUUGGGAAGCUCAGCUUACUAGCCGAGCGCUCUACGUGGCCUUUGCAUGCCUUAUUUUUCGAAAGGACGUCUCCCGCCGCCAUCGUGGCAGGCCUGAAGGUGGCGCCUAUGUUGCACACGGUCGGGCUUGAUCUACGACUCGGCGCCGGAGACAAAGGACCACUAGUUGAAGAGGAUGUCAAUGAAGUCUUCGCAAUCCUGGGGAUGCCCAACCACCUACCCAACUUGCGUUCUCUCCGUCUAAUUUCCCCACCACUCUCCAGCAUUGAUUCAGUGGCUCCUGCCUUACAGGAACACAAUCAACUUGAGCUCUUGGACCUCUCCGUUGUCACAGUCGAAGGCGAUGUUACCGAUCUUUCCCGCGCCUUGACAUUGUUCCAAAGACCAACCCUCCGACUCAAGCUCCACUCUGCUUCGAAAACGCCUUAUUAG
This is a messenger RNA of Mycena indigotica, 1389 nucleotides long. RefSeq lists its product as uncharacterized. The transcript has a single exon. The record is from RefSeq and is a predicted model, not a curated record. The coding region runs from base 16 to 1389 and encodes 457 amino acids. NCBI's taxonomy places the organism in Eukaryota, Fungi, Basidiomycota, Agaricomycetes, Agaricales, Mycenaceae.